This is a messenger RNA of Eimeria acervulina, 1677 nucleotides long. RefSeq lists its product as hypothetical. The coding region runs from base 1 to 1677 and encodes 558 amino acids. The record is from RefSeq and is a predicted model, not a curated record. The transcript has 4 exons. Lineage: Eukaryota; Apicomplexa; Conoidasida; Eucoccidiorida; Eimeriidae.
AUGGCGACUGCUGCAGCAGCAACAGCUGCUGCUGCAACAGCAGCAGCAGCAACAGCAGCAACAGCAGCAAAUACCACUGCGCCAGAGACACCUGUGGAGCUGCCAGCAGCAGCUGCUGCAUUUCUUGAUGCCUUAAAGCAGCUACCAGGCUCUGCUUCUGAGGGGACGUAUGCAGGCCUCCUGAAGCAGCAGCAGCAGCAGCAGCAGCAGGAGAAGACAGUCGAACCAGCAGCUAAGCGAGCCCGUAGAAACAGCAAUCUAGAGCAGGCAGUCUCUGCAGCAGACACCACUGCUGCUGCUGCUGCGACUGCUGCUGCUGCUGACUGUACACCCGAAGGCCUUACCGCACCUAUGGAGGCGUUGCGGCGGCAGCAGCAGAAGACAACUCAUUUGGGUUUUGCUGCUGCUGCAGCUGUUGAAGCAGCACUGCUGAAGCUGGAGCAGCAAGUUGAGAGAUGCGUCUCUCUCAGACACAAACUGCGCCAGCAGCAGCAGCAGCAGCAGCAACAGCAGCAGCAGCAACAGCAGCAGCAGGAAGCGCCUGUUAGCAGAGAAGGCAAUGCAGCAAAAGGAGAGCCUCAGGCGAAGGCUGCAGGGUCUGACGCCGCCGGAGAUGCUCAAUCGGCAUGGGCGGCACUGGUUCGCCAGGCUUAUAGCAACACGAACACCACCAGCAGCAGCAACAGCAGCAGCAGCAACAGCAGCAGCAGCAGCAGCAGCGGGGAUAUGUUGGAGACUGUACGAGCCCUGAAUGAAGCGCAGCAGCACAGCAUUCCUGCUGCAGUGAUGGAGCUGCGACGGUGCCACCGGCUGAUGUGUCUGCAGCAGCAGCAGCAGGAUCAGGUUGUUGCUGUUGCUGCUAAGAGGGGCUUUGCUGCUGCUGCAGCAGAGAGGGAAGCCAGCUAUCAAUACGCGCUGCUCUGGGGCUGUGUGCUGCUGCUGCUGCGGCGCUCAGAGACGCAUGCAAGAGCCUUGCUGCAGCAGCUGCGCGAGCAGCACGAUGAAAUCAGCAGCAGCAGCAGCAGCGACGGGUUAAAGGCAGAAGCAACUGAGGGAACAGCAGCAGAAGGAGACAUGUCUCUUGCUGUUGCUCUAUAUAGAUUUGCUGCUGCUGUUUCAACGGAGGAUGUUGCUGCUGCUGCAGCAAAGGCAGCAGCUUCUCCUUGUGCUGCAGCCGAAGCAGCAGCAGUAGCAGCAGCAGCAGCAGCAGCAGAGGAGGCCUUCCAUCACCGCCUUCUAUCUUUCCUCACGAAGGAGCUGCAGCAGCGGGAGCAGCACAUUGCUUUGGUUGCUGCAGCAGAGAAGCGGCGACUGGCUGCGGAGAAGGAGCAGCAGCAAGCAGCAAACCGUUUGAGGACACUGCAGCAGAAGCAGCAAGUGCUGCGGCGUAUCAUCCAUGAGUUUGCUGCUCUCUGCAGCGCAACACCUGCUGAUGCUGCUGUUGCUGACAGCAGCAGCAGCAGCAGCAGCAGCAGUGCUGGCAGCAAGAGUGGUGGCGCCACCACUACGAACACUUCUAGCGGCAGCAGCAGCAGCAACAGCAGCAGCAGCAGCAGCAACAAUAACAGCAACAAUAACAGCAGCAGCAACAAUAACAGCAGCAGCAACAACAGCAACAACAGCUACUCGAAGCAGAGUCCUGCUGCUGAAAAGGAGCAGCAAAACACGAAAGGAUGA